This is a messenger RNA of Bathycoccus prasinos, 2298 nucleotides long. RefSeq lists its product as hypothetical. The record is from RefSeq and is a predicted model, not a curated record. NCBI's taxonomy places the organism in Eukaryota, Viridiplantae, Chlorophyta, Mamiellophyceae, Mamiellales, Bathycoccaceae. Bases 1 to 2298 code for a protein of 765 amino acids. The transcript has 2 exons.
AUGGCGGAAUCAUUCAAGCGAAUCUGGUUGGUAUUCAAGAUGGCGACGGGACUGAAGCACGAACUAACAUAUACACACACAUACACAUACACAUACACAUAUACAUACACUAUUCGGUUAGAUGGCGUGGUACAAAGUUCAUUUACACGAACAUACGAACCCGAUACUCCAAGUUUUACCACGAACUUCUUUUCAAAUACACCGAAAAGAAUAUCGUGUGGUAUAGAAAAUAUUGUAAAUCUACACGACAGUUAUUCUGUACGAUUGGCGAGACUUGACGACACAAUUUUAGAUACGCAAGUACUCAACGACGGAACACCGUUCUUCCUUCAAUUUACAGAACUGGACUACGGGACAUACGAUUAUAAGUUGCUCCUAUCCAAAUGGACGACAACUUCAACAUCCAACCCGAAUAUCUCACCCGAAAGCUAUUUUGUGGAUACAGUUAUAGCAACACAUACUCAACUGUUUCUUCGCCCCGAACCAACUUUUACAACCAGUUGGACGAAAUCGGGUCUUACCAUCAACGCCGACCUCUCAAGUAUCACGGGCGCACAUUCCGAGUUCUACGCGUAUCUUUGUAGAGACGACGAAACGACUCUUGCGACCCAUCAAUUCACAGAAGGAGAGACUAACACAUCACUCACAUUUACCGAGACGGGGUAUGGAACUUUUACCUACCAGUUAAAACUUGGUACGACAGAAGUCUCAACACACACAGAAACCUAUGUGAGACCAACCCCUACUUACACAGCUUCGUUCAGCACGAACGAACUUACACUCACGGCAAGUAUCACCAGCAUUACGAACGCGCACAACUCGUUCGCGAUUACCUUAGAAAGAGACGAUGGAACUGUUUUACAAACACACACUUUGGCGGAUGGAGAAACCAGUUUCACUUUUACCCAAACCGAAACUUCUUACGCAACUUUCAAUUAUGUUGUUAAAUUGAACGGAACACAAACCGAUACUUAUUCGGCAACAUACACUCCACCACCAACACCAACAUUUGAUAUUGCUCUAACGAAAGACGACUUGGCGAUUACGGCAACACUCACGAACAUCGUCAAUCCCGACCCCUACUAUACUUUUAUGAUACACGAUGCGAGCGACGCGCACCUUGACGGACAUACUUUCACGACGGGCGAUACGACCGUGACCUUAACUUGGACGGAAACUUUGUACGGUGAAAAGACAUACACGAAACUUUUGAACGGGGCGAGUAUCGGUACGGAAACGAUUACGCUUACCGACCCGAACGCUAUUGAAUUAAGACAGGACUUUACAAUUACAGGCGGUGCCUGGAUUAAUGAAUCCGUUGUAAAAGAGACAGGAGGCACAAAUAAUACCAAUGGUUCCAAUGCGGAUAAUAAUGGGUGGGACACAACAUAUCCAUCUCCUUGGAACACCGUAGUUGAUAAAUAUAGUUGGUCCAUUGUGGGACAUCAUAAUCAUAAAAUCCUAUAUGACCCCACGCAACCAACUAAUUCAGGACAAGGUUGGAUGUAUUUGGAUGCUAUUAAUGGAGGUUGGACUUCAUCUAUCACAAAUGGUGUAGUUAAGUUCCAGAGAAAUAGUGAUAAUUGGUAUAUUCAAUGGAAUGUAGCUGGUGCGUGGGUUAAUGAAGCGCCCUCAUCUAACACGCCAUCAACCCCGACCUGGACUUUUACUUGGGACGCUACAAACCCAUCUGUCCCCGAUGGCGGAACUAUGGAAAUCACCUACGACGGAACGAAUUGGUAUAUUAAUGACGAUAGUCUUGAACCAGAUUUCGCAACACACGCCACUAUUAGUGCGACCGCUGUUGCGAACAGUAUAGCUAUUGGAUACUACGAUUUUGGUGCGUGGGUAAAUGGAUGGAGCUUUCCAAACACAUACACAUCUGGUGAUGUACCAGCUUCAGUAAUAUCGGGCAGUUGGGCGAGUAGUUUCGUGUCUAUGAUACAGCAAGGCUCGUCUUCUACACCAACCCAGCCAACUCUUAUUACCAGUAUAUCACUAAUUGGUGGUGUUUGGAAUCCAGCUUCUUAUAUUCACCAAGCAACAAAUAACACUAACACUUAUUAUGAAUACAAAAUAUCGCUUGACACAGCAGAUAGUCAGUAUUUUAUUGCGUACAAUUGGACGACGAAAAAAUGGUUUGACACAAACACAACUACAACCCACAGUACAUUUGGGACAUCAGUAUCCGAUACAUCAUCUACGAGCCGUGAAACGACUGAGAACGCCGCGGUUGUCUAUGUUAUGGCGAGUUAUGCUUUACACCCUCAGUUCACCAACCCCUACUACGAAGCGUAA